AAAACGAGCGCUUAUCUGUCAGUCAGCUGGAGAAAUUUGUAUUUUUCUUCCCAGCGGGUGCUGUACGCUGCCUGAGAAGACUUGAGUUAACCAACCGGGACACCAGGAAAGCUUUCCCUCAGGUUUGCAGAUCACCAAAAAAGAAAGCCAAACAGCUCUGCCUUUAAAGAUCCACCUCACCCGUCUGCGCAACACUGUAACCUUACAGCCUUCAAAAUGAUGCAGAUCAGCAGCGACUCCGUCGGCAACAAGCACUCCCUCAUUAAUGUCAUGCACCGCUUCAUUGCGGCCGCCAACAACAUGGACGAGACCAUCAUGGUGCCGAGCCUGCUGCGAGACGUGCCGCUGGACGAGCAGCAGGCUAACAACAACAACGAACCGCCGUGCAGCAACAAGCAGAGGGACAUGUACGAGCAUUACCUGCUGCUCAAGUCCAUAAAGAACGACAUGGAGUGGGGUCUGCUGAAGAGGGAGGUGAGCAGCGGUGCCAGCUUCCUGGAGAUGGCGGUGAAGCAGGAAGAGCAGCAGGCGGUGAAGGGAGACAUACACGUGGAUGACAACGCUGACCUGCAGCAUCAGUUUCAUUAUCACCUCAGAGGACUGUUUGGCGUGCUGUCCAAGCUGACCAUGCAGGCAGACCACCUCACCAACAGGUACAAGAGGGAAAUUGGAGGAGGAAACUUCAUGAGAUAGAAGUAACUGCAUCUGUUUUCCUCGCCCUUUUCUCCUCCUCAAACUGACUUGAAAUAGUGAGGUGUUUUGUGAUGGGCCAGAUCUCUUCCAAAACUCUCAGAUGGACAGUAAACUGACCAGGGCAACCACUCCUGGCUUCUCCUGCUGCUGAAUAACACUCAAACUUCAAUCCUGCUCCUCCGCCCCCUCCCAUCAAAUACAUUAAAAAAAAACCAGUGAUCCCUGCGCAUGUCGUCAGCCUGCCUCUUUUGGAGAGGCUGGCAUGUUCGUGCUUGGUGGAGGUUUACUGAAUCAAGUCCUGAUGAAGCACAGCUCUGAUUUUAGGCAGAACGAUUUCCCUCGCGUGAUCUGCAUUUCAAAUUUACAUGAAUUUCAAGUUGAAGUGAAUAAAGUUUCUGCCCAUAGGAGGUAUUGAAUGCUGGCUAUUCUGUCCCUCCUUGUAAAAAUGGUCAUUUUAUUAAAGCUGAGCUGAAGGGUUCCUGCCUGCAGAGGUUUUAAAGCGUUCCACUCAAUGCUACAACAAGGUGUGCCUUGACUUUUUGUACCAUACCCUGUUCAAUUCCUUCCCACAUUGUCACUGUAAGUUGUUCAUUAUAUAGCUUAAAUGUUUGUCUAUGGAAACUUAAUUUGAAAAUCCAAUUUUAUAUUGAUGCAGUAAAAUGGAAAUAAACAUGAAGCUAAUAA
This is a messenger RNA of Pelmatolapia mariae (spotted tilapia), 1377 nucleotides long. RefSeq names its product MID1 interacting protein 1, like (gene mid1ip1l). The coding region runs from base 217 to 693 and encodes 158 amino acids. The transcript is spliced from 2 exons. Gene Ontology annotation, cellular component: cytosol. Lineage: Eukaryota; Metazoa; Chordata; Actinopteri; Cichliformes; Cichlidae. The record is from RefSeq and is a predicted model, not a curated record. Gene Ontology annotation, biological process: regulation of lipid biosynthetic process.